CGCGCCGCCCGUGCCCGGGAUCGCGGCCGCGCUGAAAUCCAGCCCGGCACUGUCCGGCUGCAGAGUCCAGCCUCUCCCUCGGCGCUCACCCUUUGCUGCUGGUCUUUGUUUCGUUUCACCCUUCCUCCGGUAGCUCUCACUGCACUGGGCACAGACUUCCUCUAGGUCAGCAGCAGCUGCGAUUGCAACAUAAGUUGCAGCCAAGUCACAAACCAUGUUGUCCCUCGGGUUCCAGGGGAGGAAAAUGCCUGCAGGGAUGGACUGCUCAGCAUGCUAAACCUCCAAGACUGACUGAGGCAUACGACGAGAACAGGAGCCCCACCGCAAUGACCAGGGAAAGGGAGUUCUGAAUGUUAAGAGAACAGCUCUGCUGUUGGGUUGAAAGGAAAAACUCCAUGAGAAAAUGCAACCCAAGGAAGAACCAGAGCCAUCCAGUUAGCUGCAUGACCCUUGGCACCUCAGGAUCUGUGCUGCAUGUUGUCAACCUCUCCUCCUGGUCAGCAGAGCAACCCGGGCCCAUCAGCUGCACUUUGACUAUUGCAUCAUUGACUUUUCUAUAACCACCCCUUGCCAGCCUUCCAACCGUCCCUCCCCAUCCCCUCCACCAGCUCCCUAGCAGCUGCCUGGCCUAGCAGAGAGAACCCAGACACAGAAGAAUCACAUCCACGUGCUGUCUGGCGCCACCAUGAAAGACCCUGCAAAGCGCGCGGCCCAGAAGACGCAUAUGUGCCCAGACUGUGGGAAAUCCUUCAGCAAGAAGGGAAAUCUGAAGAGACACCAGAGGAUCCAUACAGCAGAGGAGCUCUACCCGUGUGGUGAGUGUGGGAGGCGCUUCACCACGAGGGGACACCUUACCACCCACCAGAGCAUCCACACCGGAGAGAGGCCUUUCCAGUGUGACGAGUGCGGACGGUGCUUCCGGCUGGAGAUAUGCCUGGCUGCCCACCAGAAGACACACACCAAAGGCGGGCCGUAUAUCUGUGUCCACUGUGGGAAGAGCCUGAGCACACGCAUCUACUUCAGCAUCCACAUGAGAACCCACAAGGAAAAGCGGCCGUACGCCUGCACCGAGUGCGGGAAGAGCUUUGUGAAGAAGGGGACGCUGACGGCACACAAGGAGAUACACAAACGGGAUAAGCCUUUCAAGUGCUCCGACUGCAGCCGGUGCUUUGGCCAGAGCGCAACACUGGUGGCUCACCAGAAAAUCCACCUCCGCGGGGGGCCAUUCAUAUGCACCGAGUGCGGGAAAAGCUUGAGCACCAAGAGGUAUUUUAACGUCCACCAGAGGAACCACGCAAAGCAGAGGCUACAGGAAGCCACUGGACACGUAAAUGGCGUUCCUCUCCGGGUCAUCCAGAUUAAAGAGGAACCGGACGUGACCUUCAAACAGGAGGAUAGCUUUAGCCUGGGGAAGAACGUUACAAUACCAGGAGCUCCCUCAGAGGACGGACCCCAGGAAGGUCCUGAUUGUGGAACCCAAUCCAGCCCAAAGAUCCUUGUUAGCACUCCGUGGGGAAUCCAGACUAAGGAGGAACCAGACACAUACUCUGAACACGAGAGAAACAUCAUUACAGUAGCCCACCAGAACCCUUACAUCAAGGAGGAACCACAAACCAGUCCCGACUAUGACAACCAAUUCAAUCCAAAGAUGCCUCUCUUUCCUCCAUGGGGAAUCCAGGCUACAAAGGAAGCUGGGGUGGACAACGAACACCAGAGGGAUGUCACUAUGAUCGGCAGUCUUGCGGCCUGCCAGAAACCCCGCAUCAAGGAAGAACCACAGGAGAGCACCGACCAUGGAAGCAACUUCAGUCAAAAGACAUCUCUUGGCACCAUCCAGAGGAUCCAGAUUAAAGAGGGAGCCGGAGCAGAUGGCGAACAUGGGGAAAGCUGCAGCCCAAAGAAAAAACACAGAAAACGCCAGAGAACCAGCGAAGAGGGGACUUCCGGUGCAUGUACCGAGAGCCGGGCAAACACAAAAUGCAAGAAAAAUCCCUUGAUGAAGGACGGUCCCAAAGCGGAGAGGAUAUUUCCGUGUCCCGAGUGUGGGAAAAGCUUCAACCAGAAGUCGAAUCUUACUAGGCACCGGAAGAUCCACACCAGUGAGGGGCCUUAUAAGUGCAACGAGUGCGGGGAGAGUUUCCGGAUGAACAGGAAGCUCAUCAGGCAUCAGAGGAUCCACAUGAGUGAGCCCUUUAAAUGCACCGAGUGUGGGAAAAGCUUCACCCAGCGGUCAAACCUCGUGAGGCACCAGCGGAUCCACACCAGGGAGGAGCCGUACAAAUGUCCCGAAUGCGAGAAGACCUUCAAUCAGAAGGCCAACCUCUUCAGGCACCAGACGAUCCACAUCAGGAUGGGACCGUGCAAAUGCACCAAGUGUGGGAAAUGCUUCACUCAGAAGAAAAACCUUAUUAGACACCAGACGCUGCACUCCAGGGGCGGGGCUUAUAAAUGCACGGUGUGUGGGAAACGGUACAGGCUGAAGAAAUAUCUGAGGAGGCACCAGAAAAUCCAUAUGAGGGAGGGACCCACCGGGCGUGCAAAACGGGGGGGAAAGCUGGGGGCACCGGCGAGCAUUAGCAACCACCCCCAGACCCACCCAGAACAAAGAGCGCUCCCGGCUGUGAAAAGUGAGGAGAGCAACCUCUAGCCACAGAGCAAAGCCCACAAAGGAAGGUGAUAAGCAUGGACCAAAUUCUGCAGUCUUUAGUGGAGCAAAACUCCUACUAUAAACAGAAGGAGGCAGUGUGGCUGGGAUUCAGGAGACCUGCGUCCAGUUCCUGGGUCUGUCACUUGGGCAAGUCAGUUUCCCUCCCCGUGCCUCAGUUUCCUCAUCUGUAAAAUGGGGUUAAGGAUACUGACCUCCUUGGUAAAGAGCGAGGUAGUAGAAUUAUUAACCAGAGAUUUGCUCCAUUGAAGAAUGCGGAGUUUAGCCCAAUCAGCCCCAACUCUUACACAGGCUGAAUGUAUUAAACAGGUGCAAAGCAUUGAUUUCAA
Molecule: messenger RNA, 2994 nt
Organism: Malaclemys terrapin pileata
Lineage: Eukaryota; Metazoa; Chordata; Testudines; Emydidae
Product: zinc finger protein 260-like
Exons: 2
Coding region: 686-2647 (653 amino acids)
Biological process (GO): regulation of transcription by RNA polymerase II
Molecular function (GO): DNA-binding transcription factor activity, RNA polymerase II-specific; RNA polymerase II cis-regulatory region sequence-specific DNA binding
Source: RefSeq, a predicted model, not a curated record